Paraglomus brasilianum is the source of this 990-nucleotide messenger RNA. Lineage: Eukaryota; Fungi; Glomeromycota; Glomeromycetes; Paraglomerales; Paraglomeraceae. The record is from the annotation of a GenBank genome assembly.
AUGCUGCCAAUCUUCACAAGCACCUGGCGGAACACAGCAAGAAUAAAUGUGACGACCUUUAUUCGUCGCAAUAGUAACUGCACGCAGGGCAAAGUAAACUUCAAGAUAGGAAACGCGUUCAUGCUAAGACAAAAGCCAUGGCCCGGACAUACUGACGUAUCAGCAAAACUGCCGCGACCCUUGCUUCAGGAUCACUUUAACCGUGUAGACUCGCGUUUGUUUAAAGCCUCUUAUAACAACCCACUAGUAUCAAGAUCACUACCAAGACAUUCUAUUGUAUUUCAUCACAAAAUCAUUCCAUCACGAUCGUACUCGACAAACCCUCGCGCGCCUAUUCCACGAGAUGGAUUGAAGAUAAUGGCUACUAUCGGCGGUGUGGUUCUUACAGCCAUAUUGUUUCCCACAUUUGUUUUUAUUGCGAUGACCAGUGUCCUUGCGUUCGGUGCCUACAGAUUUCUAAGGAGGAUCUUCGACAUUUAUUCACCUAGCGGACGUUUAUCUAAUAGCUCGAUAGUUUAUCCUCCCGAUACGCCGCUAUCCCGGAUGUUCAAAGAGGUGUUUCGCGAUGAUUUUACUCAACCUUUCUCCCGUACGCAACCUGCAGUUGACCAACUUUACUCUGAAGCAGUUUCCAAGAUUCGGAAAGCGUGUGAGAUUAGCUUGACGGAUCUGAAAUACGACCUAGGUUAUUCAGGUCAAUUCUCUCCUGCUUUUACAGAACCUUAUUCAACAUCCUCUUCGAGCGUGACUACCUCUGGAUCCUAUGAGAAUUAUCAGAAAAGGGAGAUUGCGAUUGAAUUCAUGGUCAUAGGUGCAAAUAAUGAGCAGGGAAUUGUCAGAGCAGUAGGGGAGGAGGUGAAUGGGACUAUUGCGGUGAAGAAAGUUACUGUUACUGUGAUACCAUCAAGACGCAAAUAUGAUAUACCUCUCAAUGUUGAAGAAGAGGAACGUGGCGACAUAUUUGAAGCCGAAUACAGAGAUGUGAAAUAA